AGCUAGUAGAUGCACGACCAGGGCACCUAGCGGUAAAGAACCCUUGUCCACUGGCGCCCGCCUGCAAGUUUUUCUCUUUUAACGGGUUGAUCGGCGACUAAUUAACGGGCUGCCGUUCUAGUUUAUUAAAAAACGACUUUGGCCCUCUCUCGAAUAUGGACGUUCUCUUAUUUUGGACAUUCUCUCCUGCCCGUGGUAGUAAUUCCUAUGGGAGCGGCUGGGGCAGAUGCUCACAUUCGAGUUACACGAAGUCCGCGAAGGAAGCAAAGCUGUAUACGAACCAAACCUCUCUACAUUUCUCACCCGUUACUGAUAUAAAGCUCGCAAGGUCGUUAGCAGCUUUGGGGGCAUACCACUCUACAUACAAUAAUGCGUACGUGCCACAUGCAGCACGGUCUUCUUUGCAGAUUAGAGGCGGGAGUCACGCAUCCGUUACGGGAUUUCAUUCUUGCGACAAGACUUGGACAGAGACCUUUCGGACCCCAUCGGAAUACGCCACUGCCAAAGGGGGGAUUCUCAGCCUAAGGAUAAGCCGGCCGCAUCUGCCUUGGAUCAAGUUGAUCAACAAGUUGCAGUUGACCGUUUGGCGAUUGGCGGCAACUCGGCGCCGGCCACCAUCGAGUUACUCGUAUGGGGUCCGUGACAGGUCGCAAAGGUUUUGCGCUAGCUAACACGAUGCAUGUCAAUGCACAUGCGGGACCGUCCUUAGCGGUUGGACACUACUGUAGUAGACGCUGGGGGCGUAAUGUGGUAUGAGCGUGAGAGAGGACGGGAAUAGCCUUGUGUCGUAGUAGUACUGCACAUGUAGCUGCGGCGUAAGAUGGGGGGUGACCGGAGAUACAGUGCCUAAACAGGAUAUAACAAUGAGUUGGCUUGCAUCGAGAAUAUGCUUUCAGAGAUCAACGAGACAUAUCACCUACAUUUACUUGUAUGAUAGGUUGUUUGCCUGCUUGCCUCGGUAUUUUGGUAGGAUAAUGAAUGAGAUGAUGAUGUUUCGGUUAUAAGGAGAUAUAUAUGAAACUAAAUAUCAUCUAUGUAUUAGACUCGUUCAUAUCUAUCAUACUGUACAUGUAGAUAUCUAUCCUGAAGAUAUACUUACAUAAAUACCUAGCCUUAUGUAUGUACUUACGAUAUUUGCAUACGUACAUACACUACAGCCUCUUACAUCACCUGAG
Messenger RNA from Daldinia loculata, 1175 nucleotides. RefSeq lists its product as uncharacterized. Bases 156 to 671 code for a protein of 171 amino acids. The record is from RefSeq and is a predicted model, not a curated record. The transcript has 3 exons. NCBI's taxonomy places the organism in Eukaryota, Fungi, Ascomycota, Sordariomycetes, Xylariales, Hypoxylaceae.